AUGUCCACGCAAGACGAACGGCAAGGCCAAACCUUAGAACUCGUCUCCGUCCCCCUCAAACACGGCUUCGACCUCACCCAAGGCGAGGGCCUCGAAAUCCUGCGCAAGUGCCAGAACAUCAUCUCGUCACAACCCGGGUGCAAGGCGCUCUUCUGGGGCCGCCGGAUCGAGCACCCGGACAUUGUGCAACUCGUCGUGGAAUGGGACGACAUCUCUUCCCACAAACGCUUCCAGUCCUCCCCGCCCUACGGCCCCUUCAGGCAAGCCCUCACCCCGAUCCUCUCCGCCCCCCUCAAAAUCCACCACAUCCUCAUCCCGCCCUCCUCCACCCCUUACACCAUCCCCCUCUGCGCCCCCGUCACCGAGUGCCUCGCGCUCUACUUCUCCCCCUCGUCCCCGCACCUCGACACCUUCCUCGCAAACAACUGGGCGUCCUUUUCCUCGGCGCUGCAGGCGGAAGCACCGGAGUCGAAGGGGAUAACGGGCGGGUGGGCGAUUGAGAAGACGGUGGCGAGCGAGCGGAUGGGGGCGGAGGGGGAGGCCGGGCCCGCGAGGGAGUUUGGCGGGUUCAUCGGGUGGGAGAGCGUCGAGGAUCAUAUGGCGUUUCGGUCGCGCAAGGGGUUUGAGGGGGUGGUGGCGCAUUUGAGGGAUGGGCCUGAGGAUUUGGAGAUGUGGCAUGUGAGGUUUGAAAGGUUUAAGUGA
Molecule: messenger RNA, 702 nt
Organism: Westerdykella ornata
Lineage: Eukaryota; Fungi; Ascomycota; Dothideomycetes; Pleosporales; Sporormiaceae
Exons: 2
Coding region: 1-702 (233 amino acids)
Source: RefSeq, a predicted model, not a curated record